Striga asiatica is the source of this 750-nucleotide messenger RNA. NCBI's taxonomy places the organism in Eukaryota, Viridiplantae, Streptophyta, Magnoliopsida, Lamiales, Orobanchaceae. The record is from the annotation of a GenBank genome assembly.
AUGUACCUCAAUGUACCAAGCAGUCUCCCCUGCAAUAGUAGUGCCUUGAAGGAUUUGACCGCCACCAACCUGGCUGAGUUGCUGGAGCGACACGGGAUUGCCAAUAUCAGGAGACAGAUCAAUAAAUGCUUCAGCCACGGCUCUCAGAAAAGCCAGUUUGGCAAUGUGACGGCUGCCUCCUCCCUGCGGCUGAUGAUGAGCGGGACCGCCGCCGCCGCCGCCGCCGCCCUGAGCGUGGGGAGGAACAGGAGCGUGCUGGUCAGGAUUCGGGUUGGGGUUGGGGUUGGGAUUGGGGUUGGUAUUAUCGAGGAAAUUUUGUCGAUCGGCUUCGGGCAAAUGGGCAAAACCGGCCGUGGUAUUGAGGUGGCUCUCCAUGGAAUCUGGAUUUGCAUUUUAGGUCUGACCUGGACAUCAAAUCGAGACGCUGUUCGGCACACCUCUCAACGUCACACCAGGUUCCGAAAACGGCUUCAAGAGCGUGUACGGCACCACGCCAGCCCCAGUCCGAUUCAUCAACCUCGUAUCCGCAUUCCUACCGUCGAUAAUCCCUUCAAUCUCUUUCAUCCGCCCGUUAAACCUCUUAAAAGCCGCGGCUAUCACUUUAUCCUCCGCCCAAAACGGCUCGAUUUUCUCCCCGAGAUACUCCUCAUCGGGCGAAUGUGCAGACACAACGUCCAGAACAGCCAGCACGUUCAUCGCCUGCAUUUGCGAAGGAAGGCAAUCCAAAAGAAAUGCCUCGGGCCUUUCUAG